Messenger RNA from Fonsecaea erecta, 873 nucleotides. RefSeq lists its product as hypothetical. NCBI's taxonomy places the organism in Eukaryota, Fungi, Ascomycota, Eurotiomycetes, Chaetothyriales, Herpotrichiellaceae. Gene Ontology annotation, cellular component: mitochondrial large ribosomal subunit. Bases 1 to 873 code for a protein of 290 amino acids. Gene Ontology annotation, molecular function: structural constituent of ribosome; ribonuclease III activity. Gene Ontology annotation, biological process: mitochondrial translation; RNA processing. The record is from RefSeq and is a predicted model, not a curated record. The transcript is spliced from 3 exons.
AUGUCUUCCAGAACGCCUACCCCCGGCCGUAUCAUCGGUGACCUCCUCCGAGCAUCUAGACCGGGCCCUUCCUGCGACCAUCUUCGCUUCCGGCAAGCAUUCUGCAAACCAACCCGUCAUUCGCGCCAUGUCUCGACGGCAGCUCCUCAGCUCUCCGAGAUGGAGGUCGACGCAGAAAAGCCUCCGCGUUGGUCCCAAACGCCUUCGGCACUCAAAGCCCCCGUGCGCGUGCGGCCACCGCGGAUACAAACACCUCUCAAGAUCAACAAAGACCAGCGGAAGCUAGAUGAUUUCUACGUCAAGUUUCUGGGAAGAGACGGUGACAAAAUGCUGUCGGAAGAGACCAAAUGGCUAGCUGUCACGAACAAGAGCUUCGACGCUGGAAGAAGAGGAUUCAACGACCGGCUUGCGUUUUUCGGCAAGCGAAUACUCGAGCUCCAAUGUUCCCUAGGGUUGAUCAGCGUCGCGGAUGCUUCACGCUACCUGAAAAGCGAGGAGCAGGAUCCUUAUGGACGGCAACCUUUUCGACACCCUGCCACCGAGUCGGUGGAGUGCCUCCUGGGGGCGCCCAUCACUGGUUCACAAGUCAUAAGCAACUCGCGACUUUGGCCGAGCAGUAUGGCUUGCCGGAAGUGGUCCGGUGGCAUCCCAGAGAUGUACGUCCUGCGCUGCAAUCCUUCCUUGCCCGAACGUCUUCAAGCAUCAGGCUCAGAACUAGUCUACUCGCAAGCCGUCCUCGCGAUCAUCGGCGCUGUGGCCCUGGAACAAGGUGGUGCAGUGGCGAACCAAAUAGCAAAGGAGAAGGUGCUCGUGCCACUCGGGCUGAAAUUAAAUUGGAAACCCAAGGCAGAGCUUGCACAGCCAUCGCCGUAA